Amoebophrya sp. A25 is the source of this 3533-nucleotide messenger RNA. The record is from the annotation of a GenBank genome assembly. NCBI's taxonomy places the organism in Eukaryota, Dinophyceae, Syndiniales, Amoebophryaceae.
AUGCGAGCUAAUAUGGGCGACGUUCUUGCGAAUGAUAAGGUUUACGUGAAAGACCUACGCAAGCGAUUUUACGAUAGCCGCGGAAGCCCGUUCUGGGCCACUGCUGGUGUCUCGUUUGGCGUGAAGAAGGGCGAGUCCUUUGGUCUUUUAGGACCUAACGGUGCGGGAAAAACGACUCUGUUCAACAUGUUGAGCGGUGACGUGACGAUUGGACCACCAGAUUUGAGGCUAAUUCGAUCGAAUUUUCUAUCAUGAAUUUUUUAGAGGUAGAAAUCAUAUUAGGUCGUGGGGAAUAAAUUGAUUCAGUUUCAGAUGAACUGCGCAGAGAAGAACGGGAUUCUCUCGCUUUUUCUGGUCUAUCCUUGCUGAGUAGAUAAGUAUGCAGACAACUGACCACCAAUGAGUAUGCAGUAAUAUCCUCAACGAGAACGACCACUUCCAUUACCCUUUUCCUGCUCUAACAGACACGGGAACUAUUGUCAUCGAUGACGUCGAAAAUGUUGACAGCGAUUUUGCCUACGCGAGACAGAUCCUCGGACUGUGUCCUCAAUUCGACAAGAUUUGGCCCAAAAUUUCAGCCGAGGCCCAUUUACGUCUCUACGCGCGAAUUACAGGUCAAUACUAUCCGAGGACUGCGGAGCGUGCUCGCACUGCAAGCGAUGAGGCAGUUAUGCUAGGUGUGGUGAUAAGUGAACAGAAGAGGCACUUCUAACACACGAUGCCAAACAAGUACAACAACUCAAAUACAAAUUAGGUUUAGAUGAACCGGCCAUAGACAUAUUUAAUGUCCAACAUGAAUUCUUGUUCCAAAAUCGAAGCGAUGUGCAUUACGUAGCUUCGAAAAGGAUGAUAAUGUCAAAGAAAUGCUGUAAUCUUCUGCGACUGAUCUUCAAGUACACUGCGCCUCCAUCUCCUGGUUUACUUCUGAGUAGAUGUUCCUCGUCUAAAACAGGCGGCGAAAGUGAGCCGCUUCUCACUGGUGGAGACUGGGGAGAAGAACGCAUUCAGCGAUUCUUGAGUGAGGUCAGCUUGUCGGAAGAGGACGCGAAACGACCUUCUGGAGGUUACUCAGGUGGAAUGAAGAGGAAGCUCUCUGUCGCCUUCACACUCAUAACUGAUCCGGAACUGGUCUUCUUCGACGAAAUGUCGGCGGGGGUAUAAGCAAUGCUGCAUAUAAUUGAUGAUAUAUAAUUUACUCAUCUGAGUAAGUUUUAGUCUAUAUUAUUUAGCUCUAGGUUAGAAUGGUAGACUCAUUCCUCCAAGUUCUUGGUAGUUAUAUCAAACUUGUCAGUUAUUCUUUUUCUUAUUCACCUUGAUGUUGUAAUUCCGAUUCCAACCUUCCUUCUUGCUUCCAUAAUUCCUUGGGUGUAAACUCAAAAUUGUGCUGCACAUCAGAGUAUUGUAUAGAUAUAACUAGAGAUAAUAUUUUCCCCAAGUAGUAGUUCUCACCCUGUUCGUCUGGCCCUUGAGCAAGAAACAAAAUGAAGUGAUGAAAUAUAGGUGGACAUUGUUGCGCAACGGGCUCUCUGGACGAAACUGAUACACCGACCCGUGGGACAGACGGUCAUAUCAACGACGCACUCUAUGAUGGAAGCGGACGCGACGUGUGACAAGCUAGCAAUCUUGGUUGGCGGUCGAUUGCAAUGCUUCGGCGUGACGUCUCGAAUCAAGGAGCUUUAUUUAAGGAACUGUUCGUUUUCGUAAGGAUAUUCUGCAUGUGCAACAUCUGCCAGAAGUAGAGGUUCUGACUAUAAUAUUGAUAUCCUUCUGUUAGAAGAUGUUCUGGCUCUUCUGCUGUCGCUUCAAUACAUGACGAGGAGAGGCGGAAGAAUCUCUUCUGUCUCGCUGCUGUCUUUCGUUGCUAACGAGACAGCUAUAAUCGUUUACAACAUUUAAAUUGUCUUCGUACUAGUCCUGGAUUUUCCUAGUCUAUUCCCACUUCGAUGAAGACCUCUAAAAUGUGGCAGCGGCUAUCACUUAGAGCUCAUUCUCAAAGACUCGGACUCAAUUUUCGAUGAAGAUGAAGAGGCUUCAACCAGUAUUGAAAUCAAUUUGUGAUUUUUAGACGGCUUAGACAUAGACUUGGGGUUCCAUCAUUCGAUUUGCUUCUUCAAUAUUUUGUCUGAGUGUCCACGUCCCGAUUCAAUAUCAAUUAUUCCUCGAAGUUUCAUUUAUCCAAUCACGAUAAGGUCAUCGGCGUAAGAGCUACGGGGAAAAAGUGAACGAGGUGAGGACCUCUGGCGUAGAGGCUCCUGAAGGAAAUGUGACUCCCCUUAUUACUUCGAUCAAGGACCACUUGGCAAGCCAUGGCAUGGAGAACGUGCCGUCGAUCACAACCUUGGAAAAAAUGCCAUUUGGCGCGGGCCGCGGCAGACUUGUACUCGGAAUCGGUGUCGAUCAUACUGCAGCAUGCGCGGUAUUCGUAUGCGUUGGUGCUUGUGCUCAUCCACAUUUUCAUAUUAGACAUUACGAAUGUAAAAGUUUUUUGAUAAUAUUGAUUUUCAUCUUCAGAAGUUGUAUCUUUACGCGCAUUCAACAUUGAUGUCAGCAUGUUACCACCAGUCUUUAUUCCGUUUCAAUUAUUCACUUCUAAAUUUACUACACCAGGGAGUGGGAGCCGCGGACUUUGCCGCAAAGCAGGGAAAUUUGUCUCGCGUAUUGAGCCCGAUUUUCGAAUGGUGCCUGGCCGAUUCCAUGGGAAUGGUCGAGGACUUUUCACUCGGGGAACCAACUUUGGAGCAGGUCUUCUUGCGCUUCGCGAAACAGCAGGAGAUGCUCGACUCCCUUCGAGGUCUAGGUGACUAAGUAGAUCUAACUUGAACGUCUUCAACCUUUUCAGAAAGUAGGUGCGACGCAUUGCAUCAUGAUAGAGACAUCACGCUUCGAACAUGUAAUUAUUUGCUUUAUAAACAUCGGCCAUAACCACUAUGAUAGGACACAUAGAGCAUAGUUUUAGUCCAUUGUUGAUGCAACGUCAAUCAGAGCAUAACAUGCGACGAGAAUCGCCAACUUAAUAAAGUGAGAAUCAAAACUAUCGAAACUGCUUGCAGUUCUUACACCAUCAAAAAUCUUGGUAAUAACGCAGAUGUACGUAGUACCUGAAUAGAAGUUGCAUAUUGCUCGGCAUUCGUCGCGAAAGUCGAAGUCGUAGUCGAAAGUGAUUGUUUUAUUUGUUAGUUUCGUUGUACACAACUACGAGAAUUCCAUUGCAUAUUGAAAUGAAGUGAUAGUCAUUCAAGUGAUCCAUCAUAUUGUUGCUCAGUGAUAUCCAAAGCAAUCAUUAUUCGCAUAUUCCAGUAUUCAGAGAAAUUUGCUGUCUAGGGCAAUGGACAGUUGUGACCCUUCACGAAAAUCAAAACUUAUCAGGAUGUCAGGCAUCGUGUGCAUGCCUGACGAAAGAAAAUGACCUUACCUACCGAUAUCGCCAGCUAUGUGUAUGAUAUUUCUUGAUCUACGUCAGCAAUACAACACUGUCUGAACCCGACUCCUACUCCACGGCUAAAAGAAUAUCAACGACAACAGUUACUUCAGGG